AUGCAGCGGAUACUGCUCGUCGCCGCGCUCUGCGCCACUGCUACCGGGCAAUAUGUCCAAGCUCCGCAAGGAGGAGGCUACGGUGGUGGAUACGGUGGCCAGUCCGGAUACUCUCAGGCCCAGCCCGUCCAGGCGCCAAUGGGUGGUAACGCCUUGAGCUACGCUCAAGCUCCCCAACAGUCCUAUGGACAGCAGCAGUCGUACGGACAGCAGCAGCAGGGUGGAUAUGCCCAGCAGCAGCAGCAGCCCGCCUACCAGCCCCAGCAGCAGACCUACCAGCAGCCCCAACAGCAGGUGUACCAGCCCCAACAGCCUGCCUACCAACCCCAGCAGCAGAGCUACCAGCCUCAGCAGCCCGCCUACCAGCCCCAGCAACAGACAUACGCUCAGCCCCAGCAGCAGACCUACCAACCCCAGCAGCCAGCUUACCAGCCCCAACAACAGGUCUACCAGCCCCAGCAGCAGAGCUACCAGCAGCCUUCGGGAGGCCAGAACUCCUACGGAGACGAGCCCUCCACCGCUGCCCCGGCUACCGGAGGAUACAGGAAGAAGGUUUUCAGGAAGCGCGUCGUGAAGAAGGUCGCCCGCAAGGUCCGCGCCAUGGGAGCCGCCACCGUCCUAGCCAAGUCUCGCCACGAAGGCCGCCUC
Molecule: messenger RNA, 648 nt
Organism: Mesorhabditis spiculigera
Lineage: Eukaryota; Metazoa; Nematoda; Chromadorea; Rhabditida; Rhabditidae
Source: the annotation of a GenBank genome assembly